Molecule: messenger RNA, 3132 nt
Organism: Auanema sp. JU1783
Lineage: Eukaryota; Metazoa; Nematoda; Chromadorea; Rhabditida; Rhabditidae
Source: the annotation of a GenBank genome assembly
AUGUGGAAAGAUCCGAUGAGAAACCAAAACCCUUAUACUAUGAGUCAACAUGAAAUUAACAAGCAAGAAGAUGAUUUCUUUCCCGAGACACCCGAAGUCCAUGUACAGUUCCGAAAGCGGACACCAGCCGCUCAAAACAAUUUAACCAAUCGUCAUUCAUAUCACGGCGGAUCAACGGUUCCAGAAAUGUAUUUCCACGAUCAUCGAUAUUCGCAAGCUCAAGUCAUUGCGGAGAUCCCGCAUAGAAAUUCUUUGUUUAUACCACGAACACAAGACGACAGAGAGCAGGGCCGAUGCAAUAGACAACGCCAUUCAGGAAGCUUUGGAUUGUCGUUGGCAGUUCUACCUGAAAACACAAUGAGCUCAAAUGACCCGUUACUCAAUAAAAAGCAAGUGGUUGAUACCUUACAGCAGGGAGCUGAUAUUCUGGAUAGCCCAAGAGACGGCUCCGUUGUGAGCGGAUCGUCUACUAAACGAGAUGAUCCUUCCAAACCACAACAUUCAAUGGUCCCACCUGGAGGAAUCCCUUUGCAAGGGCAAGUAUUGGUUGAUCCUAAUACUGGGCAACAUUAUUUGAUUCCUCAAACAGCGUUUUAUCAGCCUCUACAGCCUAUGUAUUAUCCCCCACCCCAGGCUACACCGAUGUACUAUCCUUAUAAUCAAGGUCUCCCUAAUCAACAAGGGUUCGUUAUGCCACCAUCAUCGCAAAAUGGGUUCCCUCUGAAUAUGCAACAUAAUUCUUAUGGGAACGCUUCGCAACGCCCUAUGACAGGAUCAUCACCAUAUCGUCAAGGCUAUAAUCACGCAUUUUCCUCUCAGGAUGAUGUCUCUUCUCGGAGAGAUAUGGAUGAACGGCGAUUCGAUGAACAUCCUCCUCAGUCACCAACUUUGUCGACAACACAAGGGAAACAGAUGUUUUAUGGAUCUCCAUAUCAACCACAAGUUACUUCAUUUGCUCAACACUACAGACAAAAGCCCAGUGCUUAUGCUGCAUCAAAUGUUUCCGCGGGACCAAGUUCUCAAAAUGCUCGAACUAGUCCGAAUAGUCAACCAGAAGAUCCUGACUGCAGUCGCGACAGCUUUAGAAGAGAUGUAACACGCUCUAGUGCUGAAUUUACACCUCGUUCUUCGGGGGAAUAUGUUCGCCACGGUAGCGGUACUUUCCAAGGAACCCCUGAUCAGUUUAGAGGAUUAUCUGAAAGAACACCAUUGUACGGAGGCCCCCCUCAGUGGUGGGGAAGGAACAAUGAGGAAGAAUCCUUAACGGAUGUAGAAAGUAAAAGGCCCAUCACCAGGUCUCCCCCCGCACAGUCAUCAGCCUCCGAUACAGAAGCAAUGCGACCAUCGGCUAUGCUGCAUUCCCCAAGACCACCAACAGCAGCUAAGCCUGUUAGAAUGGAUUUUGAUUUCAAGAAAUCAGCUGAAGAACCGAAAAGAGAAAAACCUCCAACCCGUUCUGUGCGUCUUGACUUCGAUCUAUCCAAACCAUUACCUGAAGAAGACGAACUUCAAGAUAAAAAAAAAGCUGUCCCACGAGCUCCGGGUACUGCUUUCACCGUUACUUUCGAUUCUCCGGGCGAAGUAUCACUUCAAGAUGCUGCGCGGCGCUCUGCUCAGGCAAGGAGAGCUCUUGGUCGUCGUACUGGUGUGGUUCAAGCAGGUACAGCUAGAAUAGAACCUGAAGUUUCAACGCCACAGAAUAGCGCAGGUUCCACUACUAAUAAAGCUUAUCUACUUAAUAAACUUCUUAAUGGAGGCUCUCCUGGCAAAGACUCAAACAUAGAGACUCAUGAAAUACUGGAUCAUCAGGACUGUGAUGCAGUUAGUGAAGCAGGAACUUUUGUAAUCGAUAGUUCAAAACGACCUAGUGCUGCUCAAAGAGUUAUGCCUUCUCGCAUCAUUGAGAACUCAGAUGAUGAUUCUACCGACAGUGAUAGCGGAUCUAGUAGAACAGCCUCUCCACCCAGAACUACUAUCAAAUCUACACCUGCUCUAACUAACAAUGAUGAGAUGUUGAGAGAACUAAGUAGGCUUCGUCAGACUGCCAUAGUAAAACCAUCUACAGCACCAGUUCCUGCUGUACCAAGAACGCGAUUCCCAGAUGCUCCAAGACCAUUUAGUCAGUCCAACGCGACACCGUUAGCUAAAAGAACUUCUCUUGGCUCAUCACAAUCCGGCUCGACUGUUGGCAGUUCUAAUCGGUCUGUAUAUGGACAAGCUCACACUCGAGUAACACCAUCUUCCGCAUCAACCACUGUCACAUCUAACGCAUUCAGAAGAGGUGAUGGCGGAAGAUUCUCCAUGAGAGGAGCAUUAUCUUCUGGAGGCUCAAGCCCACAAGCCGCACAGAAGCAACAGAGACCGCCUUUUAGAGCUGGUGCAGCUCCGAUGAGAAAUACUGGUGGAAAUCUGGUACAACAACGAGAACAAGAGAUGAAUGCUUGGCUUCGAAGAAAAGAUUACAACCCCAUGAAAGCAGCAGCAGAAGCGAAAAAACAGAGGGAGCAGCAGUCAAGGGGGGACCAAUUUGUGUCCAGUAGAUCCAUUUCGUUCCAUGUUGGACCUACACCUGUUAAAACGCGACUACCUGAUUAUGGUGAUUUGACCAGAAAUAGAUCGCAAGAGUCACUUGCAGUGGAAGAUGCUGAACAUGCGAGUCAACAGAUUGUUGCCGAAUACUCCCGUGGUGUUGUAAAGAACUUGAACAGGCUCUCCCAGCAAAGUUCGAGAGCUACUGGAAAGCAAGUAGAUGGGUUGACUAGAGCUGUAGAUAUGCUCUCUCAAAAAUGCAAGAAAAGCAUUGAGCUAAUAAGAUCUCAAAACAAGGGAUGUCUGUCAGUUUCGGUCGAGGAUUUGUUAGCAGCAGCAGCUGAGCCACCGCGUGACGAUGAAUCUGUUCAUGAACAGCUUGACCGUCUCUCUAACGCAUUUGAUGCUGUUCAACGUUAUUUGGAGCAAUACUCAUUAGAUGGGCACGAAUCUCCUAUACCCGAGUUCAGUGAAGAGCCUGAAACAAACUCUGUUGUUAGUGGCUUCUCUGGAUAUACUUUCAAAUCCCAUCAGUUACGAACACCUUCCGAAGUUGCUUCUCCUAUUGAUCAAGUGGGCGAUUGUAAGUCGUCCUAUCGUUAG